Molecule: messenger RNA, 1940 nt
Organism: Bradysia coprophila
Lineage: Eukaryota; Metazoa; Arthropoda; Insecta; Diptera; Sciaridae
Source: RefSeq, a predicted model, not a curated record
CGCAUCGAAUUAAAAUCAAGUCUUCCCAUGUUGUCAAGUGCAAUACUAUUUCCGAGUUGAGCAUACGCUCCCAUAAGUACAUUUCAUUAAUUCAUGCGACUUCAUAAAUUAUUUUAAUAUUUGCAUGGAACCACCGCCACAAUAACUAAUUUUCAAAGUCUACGUUCUAUUAGAGACUCUAAAGUUGUAAGAUCAUAAUGGACUCAACAAAAACUGUUAAACACCAACACAAAGUACCAUCUUCCAUGACCGUCAUAACUGAUCUGAACGACGAUUGUUUAAUGGAGAUAUUCAGUACAUUAUCAAUGAAAGAGCUUGCUUAUGUUGCUGAAGCUAAUAUUUCCCUAGUCUCUGCCGCUCAAGGUACAUUUCAACGAAAUUUUGGCAAGGUAGUGGUCGAAGUAUCGAAUGAAUUUGACCCGAAAAGCGAAAGCACAUCAUUGUCAAUGAAACUACUUAAACAUUUCGGUGGACAGAUCAAGAAACUGAAAGUGGUUUUUUACAAGAAGUACAGCCGAUUUAACGACAUCCUGGAAGAUAUAAUUCUCGACCGGUGUAAAGGAAUUUUGGUAGAAAUUGAAAUCGUUGACGGAGACGAAUUGCUGUUUCAUAAAAUUGACGAACCCUUCCAAGAACUGAUAAAGCUCAGAUUCGUCCGGAGUAACAUUCCUGACGUGUUCCUUCAUUUUGAAAGUUGGUUUCCAAAGGUUAAGGCGCUGGAAUUAAAAGAAGUAAAAAUUGACGGGCCGAACGCUGACGAAAAUGCUGCGCAAAAAGACUACAAGAAAACGGACUCUCGAAACGCUACUGCUGAUGUCGGUAGUAACACCGAUAGUGAUGGUGAAAGUGAAUCUGAAAGUUAUGCUGGAAGUGAUCGUAACAAUGAUGCUGAGAUUCACUCUCAAAGUGAUGCUGGGAGUCACCCUGGAAGUGAUCCUGACUAUGAUGCUGGAAGUUCUUCUUUUUCUGAAACUGAUCACGAUUAUACCGCUUCGAAUGACUCUGAAAUUGGCAAUUGUUUUACGGAGAAGCCAUUGUUGGCCCUUUUUAAACAUUAUCCGACCAUUGAACACUUCGCCGUCUCCAACAUCCCAAUGGCAUACAAUAGAGAAAACCGCGUACGAAAUCGUGACAUCAUGGCAUUUAUUGAACUGAACCCUCAACUGAAAAGCCUUUUCAUCGAAAGUGAUGACAUUGAUCAUGAGUCCGAAGAUUUGUGGUCGAAAGUAGGCUAUAGAAACUGGACAUACGACGGUAUUCAAAUCGAAUACGAAUUGGUGGACUGCAUUCUACAGAACCUGACAAGUUUGGAAAAUUUCCAUUUAGUGUGGAAAACUGGUGUGAUGAGUAGUGGAGACUUUCAAAUCUACAUCGAAAAACUGACUACGUUAACCAUUGAAUAUGAUAUUGUAAACGGUGAUUGUUGUGUGAUCACCGACAAUUUGGAUGUUUUGAACAUUGUUGAAAGAUCUGAUUCGCGCAGUUAUUGUGCGGAUAUACUGAAAGACAAUCGCAGCGCAAAAAGUGUCACCAUAUCUGGUAUCAACUGGAAGAAUAAUAAUGCAAAGUUUGCAUUAAAAGCGAUCACAAAGAUGCAAAAUUUGAAGGAUUUACAACUCUCUUGCAGAACUCUUAAAAAGCAACAAAUUAUCAGUUUGUUGAAGAGUUGCAAGUCUCUCUCUAAACUGGUCCUCGACUUUGAUCGAGAUUUAUCCCUAUAUGAGGCAUCGUCGAAAGAAUUCUACACCGACGGUGAAUUCAGCGAGAUGGGAUGGACAAUUUCAUCCAACGAGAAUAUUCAGCUUGAGAUGACACGUGUCACAACAACGUAAAUUCAAUUUUAUAAUCAAAAAUUUUGGAAAGAAAUAAAAGCCAAAGCGCCGCGGGUAGAUGAAUUUUAUUAUUUUAAGCACAUCAGUUCAUCAGGUUAUUGUAAAUCU